Messenger RNA from Lepidothrix coronata (blue-crowned manakin), 2404 nucleotides. RefSeq lists its product as uncharacterized. The record is from RefSeq and is a predicted model, not a curated record. Bases 380 to 1366 code for a protein of 328 amino acids. The transcript is spliced from 2 exons. NCBI's taxonomy places the organism in Eukaryota, Metazoa, Chordata, Aves, Passeriformes, Pipridae.
UUCAUUUGCACUGAUCUGCUGCAUGUGCUGUAACCUGGGGCUUGGGGGGCAGAGCUGGGCUCUGCUAACUGCACGAGGUGGUUCUUAGUGUCACACACUAAUAGGCCCUGAUCAAAGCCCAAGGCUGUAAUCUCUCCUUCUCCUGACUUUAAAUAAACCUCUCUGGUGCUGUGACCUGUUGCAAACGUAAGCCUGAGUGCUGCUGCUUUCUUGAUCUAAUUAAUACUUCAAGUACCUGCAUGAUUCUGAUUGAGCUGGGCACAGCAGGGACACAGAGGGAAGUGUUGCUGCUCUUGAUGGAGUUCAUCUUCAAAGUUUGCCCUCUGGUUGUGGUUUUCCUUCAGCAUUUUGUGGCUCUGGACUUGUUGAUGUGUGGGUGAUGUGCUUCUGGCUGAAGGGAAGGCGAACAAGGGCUGGAGAGGGGGAGGACAGUGUGGGGAGGGACAGCACUGCCCCUGCUUGGUUGUCAGCAGCCCUGCCCAGCACAGCCCUGGCAGCUGGAAGCAGCAGGAAGCAGUUGGAAGCAGUUGGAAGCAGCAGGAAGCAGUUGGAAGCAGUUGGAAGCAGCAGGAAGCAGUUGGAAGCAGCAGGAGGCAGUUGGAAGCAGUUGGAAGCAGCAGGAGGCAGCUGGAAGCACAGAUGUGCCACAAGGCUGGGCAGGUCCAGGCCUCUGGGGAUGGGGGUCCUGCACACAGGGCUCACAGGCCCCACCUGCAGUGACAAAGGCCAGGCUGGUGUCCCUUCCCUGCCUCUGGAGGAAGUGUGGAGGGUUCCCUGUGCUGUCAACAAGGGCAGGUUCCUGCCAGUCUCCUCCUCCUCCUCUCACAUCUCUGCUGGGUGUUCCUCAGCCUCCUGGUGCUGUUGCUGCUGCCCAGGAGAGGAGGAGAUGNGUGUUAGAGCCCUGACCUGCCUCAAAACUCACUUUUCCUCUGGUUUUCUUGUGGCUCUGCUCUCCAAGUGUGCUUUGACCAGCUCCAUUCACCCUCCAGGCCGGGCUGUUCAGCUCCAGGAGAAUCUUCUGCUGAGCUUUUGUUGCAUACUUGGAGUUGAGGGAGUCUUGGAGAUCAGAUGCCAAGUACAAAACAGCUUGAAAUGCUGUUUAAUGAGUCAAAAUCUGUCAUUAGCAAUGAGGGCAGAGACUGUGGCUGGAGAUGGGCACAGAGCCCAUGGCCCUGGAGGGGCAGGCAGUCAGAGACAUCCACCAGGAACCUCUGCAGGGGCAUUUCCAGCUGCUUCUGCCUCUGUUUGGAGCACUGGAACCUGGUUUCUUGGGAAGCCCAGAGCAAGGGCACAUCACAGAGUGUGCUGGGGUGGGUCUGAGGGACAGGGAUGGGGAGAAGCAGGAGAGGGACCAGGUUGGGGUUAAUCCCUGAAGGCAAGUCUCUGUGCAGCUCCUCCCAUCUGAGACCUUGGAGACCAAGCACAAGGGCAUCUCUUCCCAGCUCUGGGAGCUCAGACAGGACAUUUUAUUGGUUAUUUUUAACAGCUGCUCUGUUUAAGGUGUUUACUUUCCUUUCACUCUGGUUCUCACUCCAGCAAUGCCGAUUUCUUUCCCUUUUUUUGUGUGUUUUCAUGUUGCCACCAGAAAUCCAAGGCUGGGUAAGACCUCCCUAAGCUCAGUCCCAGUGCCAGCUUCCAGUAUCCCCCAGUUGCUGCUGCUGGUUGGUGCCUUUUGCUGUGCCCCAGCACAUCCAAGCUGCUGCUUUACCUUUAUUUCUGCACCCAGAGCAGGUUUGGACUGGUGGGAUGUGCUGGGCCGUGCAGGCAAGAGGCUCCUGGGGGGAGCUGCCUUCCUGCUUUCAUUUUUUAAUUAGCAAACAAUGGAGAAACCUCAAAAGGCUUCUAAAUAGGGUUUUUACCUUUCCCACCUUCGGCAGAGAGGUUUCUGUGUGCAGGGCAGUGCUGGGAGCUCUCCACACCCUGUGCUGGGGGACACUGGGGACACUCAGUGCUCACAGCCCUUGCUGGCCUGGCCCUGCUCUGGGGCUCUGUGCCCUUCUUGUGUAGGGCAUCACUGGAUUAUUUGUGACUUAAGCAGGGUUCUGGAAUGUCUGUGUGGCAUCUAAUCAUGUCUGUGUGGCAACCUGGGCUAGUGGAAGGUGUCCCUGCCCAUGGGUGAUCUUCAAGGUCCCUUCCAACCCCAACCAGUCCAUGAUUCUGUGAUUGUGUCUGUGCUGAUCCUCUGGUGCCUCUUGCUUGUUUGGAAGCAUCUGGAGGUGGGAGAGGCACCCAAGUUGUGAAACACAUCCCUGUGCAGGAGCUGAGGGGGCAGAGAAGUGUCACCACCCAGAGGGAGAAGCACCUGCCGAGCCAGAAGGGACAGGAAGGUGUCCCAAGGGCACAGUUUGGGAGCAGCUGGGCCUGAAACCCAGCAGUGUUUGAGGGGGACACAAGGGUGACAGGG